This is a messenger RNA of Cyprinodon tularosa, 1653 nucleotides long. RefSeq lists its product as uncharacterized. Lineage: Eukaryota; Metazoa; Chordata; Actinopteri; Cyprinodontiformes; Cyprinodontidae. The transcript has 2 exons. The record is from RefSeq and is a predicted model, not a curated record. The coding region runs from base 141 to 929 and encodes 262 amino acids.
AGCUGUGGGCGUGUGCGUAAGUAAAAAUGGCGACAUACAGGUAAUUCAAAACAAACAAUUCCAGUCCUGGGAACAAACUGGAAGACGAGACCUUGACGAGCCUGGAGAGCUACCUGGACGAGUGUUUUGACAACAUCGUAAUGGGGAAGCCGAAGAAUCCCACAUCCACGAACACACCGUCUUCCAAACGAUGUCGGUCUAGUUCAACCAGUGCUGCUUCUACAUCUACUUUGUCUCCAGACAGGAGCUACAGCGACGUCCUGGAAUCCAUCGACAAAAAGCUAACUAGCUUGGACGCCCGCCUUGCCCUGGUAGAAGUCCUGCAUAAGGAGUUUCAAGCUUUGAGAGAGUCGCUGGAAUUCAGCCAAGCUCAGCUGGCCUCCGUCACCGCCGAGAAUGAAGCGCUGAAGGGGGAAGUCACCAAACUCGCCGAGGGGAUGAUCCAGCUGUCCGGCGAAAAUAGAAAGAUGAAGGAAUCCAUUCUGGACAUUCAGUCGCGGAGCAUGAGAGACAAUCUCGUCUUCGCUGGAAUCGCUGAACAGCAGGACGAGGACCCUGAGGCGAUAGUACGUGAGUUCCUCCAGAAGAAGCUGAAAAUCCCGGCGGACCAGGUAAAAAACAUCACCUUCCAUCGCGUUCACCGGCUCGGAGGUAAGAAGCCUGAUAAAUCCCGUCCUAGACCAAUUGUAGCUAAGUUUGAGCAUUACAAGCAGAAAGAGCAGGUCAGGAGUCAGGGCAGAGAGCUGAGAGGAACAGAUUUCAGCGUCAAUGACCAGUAUCCAAAGGAAAUAUUAGAUCGCAGGCGAGCGUUAUUCCCAAUCAGGAAGAAAUACAUCAGUGAAGGCGUCAGAGCUACAGUAGCAGUUGACAAACUUUAUAUUAAUGGUCAGUUGUUCAGGGAUCAGAAGAUCACUCCUUGGCUUUAUUAGAUGCACAACAGGCAGGUUUAAAAGCAUGUGACACCUGAUUAAAGUGUAUAGAACAUUUCACGGUGAUAAAUGAAAUAUAUGCACAGCUCUAGAGCACGUUUGCACGGUAUGACUGCUAGUUACAGCUGGGUACAGAAUGCAUGGGCUGGGGUUCUUUUUCUUUCACCUUUUCUCACUCAUUGCACUCUCUUAAUUUUCUGUCUUCCUUUUCCUUAUUCGUCUGCUUCUUCCCUGUGGUCCACACAAUCACAAGCACACGGUUUGAUGCUACCUGGGUCUAGGUAUAACUAUUUAUUCAGAGGCAUGUACUUUUCAUCUUCUCACUCACACCUAUGGUGAAUGUAAGGUUUGUGACAUGGAAUGUGCAUGGGGCUGGCACCAGAGAGAAAAAGCUUAAGAUUUUUAACCAGCUUAAAAGAUUAAAUGCAGAUGUUGUCUUAUUGCAAGAAACCCAUAAAUCAGCGGCAUCUAUAAGUGAUCUUAACUCCCCUGAGUUCCCUGAUGUGUUUGCAGCCUGCUAUAACUCGAGACAGAGAGGGGUAGCUAUUUUAAUCCACAAAAACCUCAGUUUUACUUUAUUAGACAAAAUUAUAGAUCCUGAAGGCAGAUUCAUCAUAAUUAAAAUAUCUAUUUAUAACCAAAAGUUGUGUAUUGUCAGCAUAUAUGGUCCAAAUGUUGACGACCCCUCAUUCUUCCACAAAGUUUUUCAUGCACUUUAAAAGCA